AUGCCUUUUAUUGGACAAGAUUGGCGUGCAAAUGGAGCAGAAUGGACAAAAACUGAAAUUGGUUCAUGGCAACCACGAAAACCAAUAUUAUUAACAGGUUCAUUAAAUAAUAUAAAUUCAAGUCUAUCCGAUAUAUUUAAUGCACUUGAUAUAGCAAAUUCAGUUACUAAUAUGCGACGUUUUAAUUAUAUUGCUAAAGUUGUACAAAUUUUAUUUAAAGAAAAAUUAAGUGAAUUAAGUGGUAAUGCUCAACGUUCUUUAUUUCAAGUUAUCGAACGAAUGGUUGAUACAGCUCUUAAAACUGGAAAUAAUAUUCCUUUGAUGCAACGAAUAGUUACACAAUUUCAUAAUUCAAUUCAUUCCGCAUAUCCAUUUUAUUAUUAUAUUGGUUCAGCUGCUUUAUGGCGUCAACAUAUUGAAAUGUUAAUACGUCUGAAAGAAACAAUAAAACAAGUACGAGUAAAUAGAAUUAAAACAGAUGAAGAUAAUAGUAAAUCAAAAUUUGAUUAUCUUCCAAUUGAAAUGCAAUGUAAAAUUAUACAACGAUUAGAUAAUGGAACAGAUUUAAUUAAUAUUGGAAUGAUUAAUUCAAAUUUAUAUCUAGUAACACAAGAAUUACUUCUUUGGCGUCAAUUAUGUCUUUAUCAUUUUGGUGAUGAAACAAAGAAUAGUAAUAAUUUAAUAUUAGGAGAAAAAAUUCUUGGUUUAAUUAGACGACAACAAAAAGAUGUUGAUAUGGAUAAUAUUGAUUGGAAAAAAAUUUAUUUUAGAUUACGAAGACAACAUGGUCUUCGUGAUGCUUAUGCAGAAAUGAUACAUCAAUGUCAAUCAUGUAAAUAUCUUUUCUGGCAGGAUUCUGAUCAUUCAUGUCCAUAUGAAAAAGUUUCACCAUCAUCAAAAUCUAUUACUCCACGAAAACUUGUAAUUAUGUUAAUUUAA
This is a messenger RNA of Rotaria sordida, 939 nucleotides long. The record is from the annotation of a GenBank genome assembly. Lineage: Eukaryota; Metazoa; Rotifera; Eurotatoria; Philodinida; Philodinidae.